AAUGUCUAGAGUUGCUAAAAGUGUGUCGAUGACUGGUGAGGUACGUUUUUAAAAAACAAAUGACCGGAGAAAGUGCAGCCAACGAGUUAAAGAAUCUAACGGAGGUGUGGUCGGCGUUUUUAAGAGCCAUUGAUGAAACCCGAAAGAGUUAAUAAAGUCUCCUCUCUCUCUCUCUCGCUCUUCGCACGAUGUCUGUCCCAGAUCUCGAUCCAGAGAGGGGGAUGAUGCACCUGUCGGGGGUUGCGGGUGCCUCGCGUCGUGGGACCGACGAGCAGCGAGUCUACCGCGUCGCUUCGUGACGGAAAAGGAGAGAGCGACCGAGCAAACGUGUGAAAGGAAGAGGAAGAACGAGAGAGAGAGAGAAAGAGGAAGCUAGGAAGAGAGGGAGAGAGAGAGAGAGAGAGAAAGUGCGCGCGAGAGAGAUACGUGGGGGCGAGAGAGAGGUCGCGAUUGGUUAAGCCGCUCUCGGAAAAGCCCGCCUGGCUGCUCGACCGGCCGGCACUUUGCUCAGUUCUCUACUGCGCUCCGUCUGAAGCGGAGCUUUCGAGAUACCUUCUCGCUCUCCCUCUCACUCUCAUCGCGAUCCGCGUCGCGGGAUCGACUCCUCGAUCUUGGGAUUCCUCGAUCUCUACGAGAGCGCUUAGUCGCGUUCAGGGAAUCGCGUGAAAAACACAAUCCUGAUCCAGAUUCCUCUUGGGAAGAAUCGCGGGAGACGAGAGGGCUAAAAGGGUGAAGGACGACGAUGUGCGAGAGGAAGCUGCUGUGAGUGCUCUAGGACAAGAAGAUCUGAGCUAAGCCGAGAGCGAGAUACCGAGAGCCGAGGGACUACCCUCGAGGAGGUGUCCGGGAACGAGCGUGAUUCAGGAUAAUCGCGACGAUGUCGAAGAGAUCGACCGAGCUGUCCAGGUGGCUGCUACUGGCCGGGCUUUUGUGCUGCUCGUCCUGCCAGAGCGUACCGUCCUCCUUCGAGAAUAAAACCGGCGGCCAAAAUGACACCCGGCCGCGGGUAUUCUCGCCCAGGAUGGACUACGACGAGUGGACGCCUCUGGGACGCGGUGAUCCUCUGAAGAACAACCCGACUUUCGACUACGUGCCGCCGGUCCUCGACAGGGUGCAAUACUGGUUGGACUCGCAUCAGCAGCACACUACCGAGCCGUCAUCCAAGCGCGAUAUCCUCGUGCUGGGCGUGACCGCCAAGAAGACCAGCCCGAAGAUACCCGAGCAGUUUCUAAAGUUUGUGGACGGGCCCAAGUUUACGCGAACCGGCGCUCACGAUACAACUGUCUACAGGAACGACUUCACCGGAAACAACGGCGCCGAACCGCCCAAGGUCGUGCGCACCACUAGCUUCCGAAACGGCCUGGUCGAUUAUAGAAAUCAGAAUAGGUUGCAGUCGCUGCCGGCGAGUUACUAUCCGAGCUCGUAUUACAAUCAGAAGAUCAAGCCGUACACUAUGAUGAUGCCACCGCCGGUGGUACAGAAGAUUGAGACGUCUACUGGCUUCAACGUCGGGGUGUCCAAGGAUAAGAUAAUCGGCUACGCGGACGCGCCCCAGUUUAGCACUCAGACGGAGGAGGGUCCUGUUCUCCAGGACGCGCAGUAUUAUGGAUCACUCUCGAAGGAUUACGGACAUUAUUCCCCGGCGCCCUCGCCGCGACCGUAUUCCACGUCCAAGGCGCCGGUGAGCAAGGUCGAGACCAUCAAGAGUGUGUAUGUACCGUCCGCAUCGCAGAGCACGAAAUCGAAAUACGAGGCAACCACCGCGCCGUCCGUAUCCUUCGAAAAAUCGAAUCUGAUAUAUCAAUCGACGCAGACUCUGUCCGGCGGAUGGCUCGGCAACAACGAGCCCACGUCAUCCUCUACUCCUGGACUUCCUUCGGACGUUAAUCAGGUCAUGUGGCAGACCACGGAUUAUUCGAAGGAUCAUUACGAGGUCGAUCAUCAAGCCGCGGCCUCGUCGAAUCACGAGGUUGUCGUUGGCCAAAACGCGAAUAUCAUUGUAGACGGCAAUAAUGAUGAAAACGAGGAAGUGGUCGUGGGUCAGAAGGAAAUCAGCACCGAGGCGACGUCCUCGUCGACGUCCUCGUCGACGUCAGAAAGCUCCCCGCAAACUUUUACCGUCUCCACCACGACUGUAAAUUCUACCGAGCGGGAGGAGGAAACUGUGACUGACGCGCAAUCUUCGCCAAAGAUGCACAUUGUCGUCGCCAACUCGCCGUCCAGCAUCGUGGAUCUGGAAACGCACAAAGCGAAGAAGGGUCCAGUUGCCGUAGUGAUGCCGACGAACUACAUCGAGAAGAACUCGUCCUUCGGUUCGGAAUCAGCCACGACUCUACACACUUGGGAAAAUCCUGCCACGUCCGAGAUGACGAAGACGACUCAUCAAGCGUCAAAGUCUCAAAUGCAGCCAAUGAAGAGCGCGGUAACCAGUUUACCGAUCUUGACAGAAGACCAUCCGUCCGUUUCCUCCAUGCCAAACAGAAUGAUAUCGCCUUCGCAGUUUGCACCGCAUCAACUUCCGCAUUCGUCUUCCGUUCCGAUAAUGCCCCCCAGACACUUGGGUAGUUCUCCGCACAUGUUCGUUCCUCCGGCGGCCUCUCAAUCGAUGAUGCGUCCUCAGACUAGACCGUAUCACUCCAUGAUGCACUUUAUCGGCGGUAUGCGUCCUAGCUUCCAGCUAUCUCCGCCAUUAUCACUGUCCCAUAUGUCGCCGCCCCUGGCACACAUACUCGCGUCACCUAUCAAGGAUAUGAUGGCGCCAUCACCGAGCACGGAACAAGCUUACCAACAACCUCCGCAAUCGUUCCCUGUGGCGUUCACUAGUCCUCCGUCAUCUUCGACUUUCGAUAUGCAAACCACCGGAUCCAAUGAGUGGUCGACGGUUGAUCAUCGGCCGUCUCGGUUAUCCGCGACAAUUGUCAACUCGAUGACUACUUCACCGCCAUUUAUACCGACAAUUUCCUCGACCGCGGAAUAUACGCCUACCAUGGAUCAUCAGGAGACCACGAGACCCAAUCAGUCCCCUUUGGUGAAGAUUCUCGGCACCGAAGAGACGAAGAUAUCGACGAUGUUUGCGUCGUCCCCGACCGUUCCACGAACUACGACGGCGCCUAGUUUGACCACCGAUCCAAUAUUCUCGCAUUACAAACAACCGGCCAAACCAAUUCGCGGUCCGAUGUAUCUCAUCAUCCAGGGCCACUCGAAGGUAAAGACCUACAAGCCGACGGUGAACAAGCACGGCGUGCCUGUGGAGAAUAACGAGAUCGCGGAAAGCGUGACCGAUCGACAACUGUCAAAGCUGGAACAGCUGAUUCGCGAGAAUACAAAGAACGGCGCCGUUGAUUUGGCCGCCAAAAAAAAGAAGCUGGAAGCGGAGAGGGCGCGUGCCGAGGAAAAGCGCAUUUCCUCGCACCAGGAAGAUAGCCUCAUGAGCCUAGUCGAGAGCGGCUUAAGCGGCUUCACCGCGUCACCAUCGAUGGAAGACGAGCGUCACGUGUCCAAUUCGGUUGCGAGCAUCGAGAUCAAUUAAAGAUUCAUCGUUUGCGCGCAGUUCUCCCGUGAGGGGAUACCAAGCUUUGCAAACGGAUGCUGAGGUAGCUGAGGGCACUUGCCUUCUUGCGGCGGAAGGGCAACCGCCGUUCUUUCAGUAGGGGCGAAAACUUUCGAAAGGGACGAAAAGUCUCCCUUGAUUUAUAUUCGAUUGUUGCUUACGCGCGAAUCGUUGGAUGAAAAUCGAUGAAAGAUGUACGCGCGAGAUGUAGGGAUCGAAGUUUCAUGUGGCUGGCCCUUCUAGCAGCGUCUCCCAUUUUCAAUGCGGGAUCUAUCUGGGAGAUAUGUGUAACUUCAAUACGCCGGCAAACGAGGUUUUACGUUGUUAUUUAUUUCGUUUAUCGUUCCGUGAUGUUGAAUGUCUUUAUGUAUUUUUUUUUUCACUUUUACAAAUACCGCUUUUGUGGACAACCUGAGCGGAUUUAUAAAUUUAUAGAUAACGAAUUAACGAUAACGAAUUACGAUACGCGAUGACAGAUAUACGGAUAUGGACGUUUAUUUCAUUAAUAAUUUAUUUAAAUCGAAAUAUAAUUCCAUGCUUUGGUCAUGCUU
This is a messenger RNA of Camponotus floridanus (Florida carpenter ant), 4101 nucleotides long. Its product is annotated as flocculation protein FLO11. The coding region runs from base 878 to 3529 and encodes 883 amino acids. NCBI's taxonomy places the organism in Eukaryota, Metazoa, Arthropoda, Insecta, Hymenoptera, Formicidae. The record is from RefSeq and is a predicted model, not a curated record. The transcript has 4 exons.